Messenger RNA from Molossus molossus (Pallas's mastiff bat), 2992 nucleotides. RefSeq names its product F-box protein 7 (gene FBXO7). Gene Ontology annotation, molecular function: protein kinase binding. Gene Ontology annotation, biological process: positive regulation of autophagy of mitochondrion; autophagy of mitochondrion. Bases 16 to 1590 code for a protein of 524 amino acids. The transcript is spliced from 9 exons. NCBI's taxonomy places the organism in Eukaryota, Metazoa, Chordata, Mammalia, Chiroptera, Molossidae. The record is from RefSeq and is a predicted model, not a curated record.
CCUGCCGCCGCCGCCAUGAAGCUGCGGGUGCGGCUUCAGAAGCGGACCUGGCCGCUGGAGAUGCCAGAGGAGGAGCCCACGCUGGGGCAGCUGCGUGCGCACCUGAGCCAGGCCUUGCUGCCCACCUGGGGGUACAGUUCUGAUACCCGGUUUGCAAUUACAUUGAACAACAAGGAUGCCCUCACUGGAGAUGAAGAGACCUUGGCUUCAUAUGGGAUUGUUUCUGGGGACUUGAUAUGUUUGAUUCUUGAAGAUGCCAUUCCAGCACCUAACUUACCUUCAUCCACAGAUUCAGAGCAUUCCUCACUCCAGAAUAAUGACCAACCUUCUUUGGCCACCCCUUCCCGUCAGUCCAGCAUACAGGAUGAACAGCGGAGUGAUUCAUUCCAAGGAGAGGCAGCCCAGUCUGAUGUCUGGAAUGAUGAGAGUAUGGCAGGGCCUAGUCAAAAUGUUGAAGCCGAGUCAAUUGAAGAUGUUGUGGAAAUGGAAGAAGGCACAGGUUUCUACCCCUCAGAACCAAUGCUCUGCAGUGAAUCAGUGGAAGGGCAAGUGCCCCAUUCAUUAGAGACUCUGUAUCAGUCAGCUGACUGUUCCAGCUCCAGUGAUGCCUUGAUAGUAUCCGUACAUCUUCUCAUGUUGGAGUCGGGUUACAUACCUCAGGGGACUGAAGCCAAAACUCUGUCCAUGCCAGAGAACUGGAAGUCAGGUGGCGUGUAUAAGCUGCAGUACACGCAUCCUCUCUGCGAGGGCGGCUCUGCUGCUCUCACCUGUGUGCCUUUGGGAAACCAAGUUGUCAUUAAUGCUACACUAAAAAUCAACAGUGAGAUUAGAAGUGUGAAAAGAUUGCAGCUGCUGCCGGAAUCUUUUAUUUGCAAAGAGGAACUAGGGGAAAAUGUAGCCAAGAUAUACAAAGAUCUUCAGAAACUUUCUCGCCUCUUCAAAGACCAGCUGGUGUAUCCUCUCCUGGCUUUUACCCGACAAGCAUUGAACCUACCAGAUGUAUUUGGGUUGGUAGUCCUUCCAUUGGAGCUGAAACUACGGAUCUUCCGACUUUUGGACAUUCGUUCUGUCCUAUCGUUGUCUGCAGUUUGUCGUGAUCUCUUUAUUGCGUCAAAUGACCAACUUCUUUGGAGAUGUUUAUAUCUGCGAGAUUUUCGAGAUGGCACUGUCAGAGUUCGAGACACAGAUUGGAAAGAAUUGUACAGGAAGAAGCACAAACAAAGAAAAGAAGCUCAGAGAAUUCGGCAUAUGAUAUUCCACCCACCACCGUCCCCCCAUCCUCCCCCAUUCUAUCCCAGCCCCUUGCACCCCAGGCCUUUCCCUCCCAGCUCUCUCCUUCCUCCAGGAAUUAUUGGUGGUGAAUAUGAUGAAAGACUAACACUUCCCUAUGUUGCAGACCCAAUCAAUUCACUCAUCCCUGGGCCUGGCGCGGCACCCAGCCAGUUCCCCCCACUCAGACCACGUUUUGAUCCAAUUGGCCCAUUUCCAGGACCUAACCCCAUCUUGCCAGGGCGAGGUGGCCCCAAUGACAAAUUUCCCUUAAGACCCAGCAGGGGUCGGCCAACUGAUAGCCGGCUUCCAUUCAUGUGAUUGAUUUGAAAUCCCACUUCUGGAGCUUGUUUGGUUUUAUUUUAUUUCUUAAAACUACAGAUGUAUUUUGUCGGGAUGCUGACCUCUAGUUUUUCUGAUUGUGGCGGUGAGAAGGUACUCCCAGAAGCCUUUCAGUAGAUAUAGUUAAGGCUCCAGAGGUGGUGUGGCUCAAAGCUUAAUUCAUGACAAGGUUGGCCUUAGGAAUAGUUGGCUACUGACUCCCCUCCUCAGAAUUCCCCUCCAAAAUGAAGAUUGUUCACCGAUAAUGCUCUGUACCAGAUUUUUAAAAAAUUAAGUAUAAAUUACAUGGCAGUCUUGACUUUUAUUACAGAAAGAUAUAUAAUAAAUAUUCAGAACAGCUUUACAACAUUACUUGGACAUUUCAAAAUGAUCAGAGAACCUAUUCACUGUCAUUGGAUUGUUGUGGGGGAUUAAAAAAAAAUUGUAAUGGCAACUUUUCUUCUAAUGAAACAUUUGCAGAAGGCUGAUUUAUAAAUUGAAUAAAAGCAGAGCUAGUUUGGUUGAACUGGACUUUGGACACUCACCAGCUCAGUCCACCUCCUCCCUGGCCCUGCAGCUCUUUCUCAGGUUCCGGGGUGAAACUUAUGGGUUCUGAAGCAGCACUAUUUGAUGGCCAUUGGAUUACAGGGGCUCUUGUGUUGUUGCUGGCUUCUUCUGGAGUGGAGUUAUGAUUUUUUUCCUUGUGUUUUCGACACUUGGUGCCCAAUUUGUCAUCUAAGUAGGUGACCUCUUUUAAUAACAAAGUGUUACUGCUUUGAAUGCUGGUCAGGUACUUGUUCUUCAAAGAUAGCCUCUUAUUAGAAGAACGUUUAUUUUUUUUUAAGACUUAAAAUACACAAAAUUCAAUGUUUAUUUUUUCUACAAGAAAAAGGCCAAACAAAUGUUUUAUCAUACAAACAACUAUGAAACAUGCUAUAGUGACAAAAUCUGAGUCACAACACAGGAACAAAACACUGUUAGUAUCUGCAGAAAGUAUUUCAGAAUAUUGCCAAUGUUUUCUUGCUUUUUUAAAAAAUGUGUUUUGCAUAUAAGGAAAUGGUUUGGAAUGUUACGUGCUGCAAGAAUAUUUUGACUCCUACAUACAUGUGAAAAUUUUUUUUUUUUUGCUAUACAUGCUAGUCCUUUCUUCCGUCACAGUGAAGAAAAUCCAGUUAGUAAUAUGAUUUCCAGAGGCCAGAUCACCUUUAGUAGCUUAAGGUAUAGGUAAUGGAUUGGGGCCAUUGAUGUUUCUGUGGUGUUGGGUGAUAACAGCUGUAGGACAGCUUUUUAAAAACGAGUGUCCUCUGGACGCCUUAUGGCUUUAGUUGGAUCUGGGUUGAGUCAUCCUGAAGCUUUGUUGGGUCCUAAUAUACCCUAGUUCUCCAAUAAACCUCCCUGUUCC